Pelobates fuscus (common spadefoot toad) is the source of this 1956-nucleotide messenger RNA. RefSeq names its product keratin, type I cytoskeletal 19-like. Bases 55 to 1506 code for a protein of 483 amino acids. Lineage: Eukaryota; Metazoa; Chordata; Amphibia; Anura; Pelobatidae. The record is from RefSeq and is a predicted model, not a curated record. Gene Ontology annotation, biological process: intermediate filament organization; epithelial cell differentiation. The transcript is spliced from 8 exons. Gene Ontology annotation, molecular function: structural molecule activity. Gene Ontology annotation, cellular component: cytoskeleton.
AUCUAGCUUGAGAGUUCUCUGCCUACAACAUACAGCCUUUUACUGCUUCUCAAUAUGAGUUUACGACACGGAUCUGGAUCAGGCAAGGGGAAGGGAUGCGUUGGGGGUGUUAGCUCAUCUUCAACUAUUAGGGUGUCUUCUGGAAAGCACAGCUCUGGUGGAGUGUAUGGUGGUGGAGCAUCAUGUGGUAACUAUGGUGGAAGCAUGACACGUUGCCAUGUUGGAAGUAGUGGAAGUGUGGGUGCUGGUAUUGGUGGAGAAUAUUGCAUUGGAGGUGGGUCUGGCUUUGGUGGUGGGUCUAGCUUUGGUGGUGGUGCAUGUUAUACUGGUGGUUGUGUCGGUGGUUACUCUGGCCAUGGAGGAGGCUUUGGAUUUGGAGAUGACCAUGGAUUGCUCUCAGGCAAUGAGAAGGUAACAAUGCAGAAUCUCAAUGAUCGUUUGGCAUCAUACCUACACAAAGUACGUGAAUUGGAGGAACAGAAUGCUGAACUGGAGAAAAAGAUCCGACAUUGGUAUGAGACACAUUGCCCCAAGCCAGCCCAAGACUACAGUCACUACUACAGAACAAUUGAGGAUUUACAGAAAAAGAUCGCUGACGCCUCUCGGGACAAUGCCUGCAUCGUCUUGCAGAUUGACAAUGCUAGGUUGGCGGCAGAUGAUUUCAAAAUCAAGUAUGAAACUGAGCUCUGCCUCCGCCAGUCAGUAGAAAGUGAUAUCAACGGCUUAAGAAGAGUGAUGGACGAUCUGAACCUCAGGAGAUGUGACCUGGAGAUGCAGCUGGAAUGCCUGAGGGAGGAAUUAGCUGCUCUAAAGAAAAACCACGAAGAGGAGAUGAAGGUGCUGAGAGGACAGGUGGCUGGUACAGUCAAUGUAGAUAUGAAUGCAGCACCUAGCAUUGACUUGCAGAAGGUUCUGGAUGAAAUGAGAUGUGAAUAUGAGCAACUUGUAACCAAGAACCAAAGGGAGAUUGAAAGGAGAUUCCAGGAACAGACAGAAGAGGUGACCAAGCAGAUGUGCUCUAGCAGUCAGGAGUUCCAGUGUGUCCAGACAGAAAUUAUUGAGUUAAGGCGUACCAUUCAGACCUUAGAGAUCGACCUGCAGUCUCAGUUGAGCAUGAAAGCUGCUCUAGAAGGAAGUCUAGCAGAGACAGAGGGACGGUAUUGUUGUCAGCUCGCUCAGCUCCAGGCCUUGAUCCAGAAAGUUGAAGCUGAGCUGUCAGAGAUCCGUUGUGAAAUGGAAAACCAGAGCCAGGAAUAUAAGACACUUCUUGAUAUAAAAUCACGCCUGGAGCAGGAGAUCUGCACUUACCGCACCCUACUGGACGGCUCAGGAACCCAAAUAUCAAGUGGGUCCUGUGAUCAAUCGUACUCGUCCAAUUGCGCAUCAGGAUCUCAGACUGAUAAGCAAGGUGGUGGAGCUUAUUAUGUCAAAACUCAAGUACAAGACAAUGAUGGGCGAGUGGUCUCUUCCCGCGACCACCAAUAUCAUUCUAUUCAAAGAAAGUGAGCGUCUAAGAACUUCGAACGCACUCUUUUGCUCAAUGUUCGGUGGAUACAUAUUCUUGCACAGUGUCUCAUGACCGGACCUCCCUUCUCCUGCUGUUUAAAUUAAAAUGCUAUACUGGUUGCACCAUAUGUCUUAAUUUUAUGAUCUCACUGUUGUCUAUAAAUAUGUUUAGAUAAAAAAAAUACAUUUUAGAACUGAUAAAUAGCCAUCCAGUGCAACAGAUACAGAAAACAAGAGAAUAAAAUAACCAUCCAAUUCAAUCGCUAGCUAUCAGAAGACCUAUAUGAUAUAUUACUUGAAUCCUGUACUUCCUUUUAAUUGGGAUUGUAAAAAGCUUCAUUCAGAACAUGUGCCCAGUAUAACAUUCUUUUUUGCUUACUUUAUCUGUCAGCGAACGCUGGUCUAUUUGAAGUCUUUAUUAAAGCUUAGCUACAUGACUUUUAUUGCAAA